AUGGAGAUGCUUACAAAUUCUUCUGGUUCCCAUAGAAUGGAGGUUGUUGUUGUUGUGAAAGAGCUUGAAGAAAAUAUGGGUAUGACUUGUGAUAGCGACCAUAUUGAGAUGCGUGAUUUAAGUGGCAACAUAACGACAAUCAAUGAUGGUUUAGUUGGUGGAAUUUCUGAUGGUGUUAUUAGAAGUCCUGAUUUAGAGGAUAAUUCACUAGUUGUUGGAUCGCGUUUUGAAGAUUCAUGCAGUUUCAAACAAAGCAUUCGUUCCAAUGCAAUAAUACAUAACUUUGAUAUCAAGAUUAAGGCAAGUGACAAAACACGAGUUAUUGCUACAUGCUCAUAUCGUGGUUGCCCUUGGAGGAUAAGAGCUUCGUUAUGUUCCGAUGGGCAUUCUUUUGAAGUGAAAAAAUUGCAUCCGACACAUUUAUGUCCAGGGGUUAAUAGAGCUGGGAACAAGCAAGCAACAACAAGUUGGGUUGCACAAGAAAUCCAAGAGAUUGUCAAAAGAAAUCCUGAUAUCACACCAAAGAACAUUAGUAAUACCUUGGAGACUACUUAUGGUUUGAGUUUACCUUACAUGAAAAUAUGGCGAUCAAGGGAACUAGCAAGAGAUCAAAUGUUUGGAUCAAUAGAUGAUAACUAUAAGUGGGUUCCAACGUUAAGGUCUGAAUUACUCAGAAGAAAUCCAGGCUCUCAUAUUACAUAUCAAUGUGACAACAACAACAAAUCAUUCAAGAGAUUCUUUGUUAGUUUUAAAGUUUGCAUUGAUGGUUUCCUCUCUGGUUGUAGACAUUUAAUUGGUGUUGAUGCCUGUCAUUUGAAAUCAAAAUAUUUAGGUGUUCUAUUAUCUGCAAAUUGUCUUGAUGGGAAUAAUGGCCUCUUCACAAUUGCAGUUGCUGUUGCUGAAUCUGAAUCGAAGAAGAGUUGGGAGUGGUUUCUAAAGAAUUUGUCAGAAGCAUUUAGUUGUGAAGUAGAACAAUUGGCCUUCAUAUCUGAUAUGGAAAAAGGGCUUGGUGAAGCAAUAAGGGUUGUUUUUCCAAAAGCCGAACAUAGGGUGUGUAUGAGACACCUAUGGAAGAACAUUAAGAAAUUCUUCCGCUGUGCAGAUGGGCAAAAAUUGCAGAAGUUG
Molecule: messenger RNA, 1125 nt
Organism: Dendrobium catenatum
Lineage: Eukaryota; Viridiplantae; Streptophyta; Magnoliopsida; Asparagales; Orchidaceae
Exons: 1
Biological process (GO): DNA transposition
Molecular function (GO): transposase activity; DNA binding
Source: RefSeq, a predicted model, not a curated record